AUGAGUAGAACCGCGAGGCCCACGGGCCCUUGCAGGGGCGGCUUGUACGUCGUCGAGGGCGAGGUAUGCCUCCUGGUGACAGCGAUGCGACGAGGCGCCCGAUGGUCGUCACACUCGCACCAGGACGACGAUCAAGAUACUCUUAUGAAGGGCUUGAAUACCUUAAAGGAAGUGUUGAACGAACACAGAGAUCUAUCUCAAUUGGAACCUGCUGUUUUUCUUACUCCUUUCCUGGAAAUUAUAAGAUCUGAAGAAACUACAGGACCUGUGACUAGUCUAGCGCUGUCUGCUGUUAAUAAGAUAAUUUCUUAUGGUCUUGUUGAUUCUAAUCAUCCUGCCAUAGCCACUUGUGUAGAAGCUAUAGCAGAUUCUGUUACACACGCGAGAUUUGUCGGCGCAGAUGCAUCUGGCGAUGGGGUGGUCCUUAUGAGAGUCUUGCAAGUUUUGAGAGCCCUCAUGCUGUCAUCCGCUGGUGAUCAUCUUUCCAAUGAGAGUGUGUGUGAAAUUAUGCUAAGUUGCUUCAGGAUAUGUUUCGAAACUCGUCUCAGUGAAAUACUUCGUAAAACGGCGGAGCAUUGCCUGAGGGACAUGGUUCAGCAUUUGUUCACAAGAUUACCUCAAUUCGUCGAUGAUACCAGAGUUUUGUUAAAUAUGAAAAAAAUGAGAACAAACAACAUGGAAAAUACUCGUAGCAAGAAUAGAAAACACAAAAGUUAUGCAAAGCAGAAAGUCAAGUCUACCCUGGACGACAGUGAGGAAAAGGAAUCACAUAUUACAAGUUCAGUUGAUAAAAUACGAGCUGGUCACUUGGCCACCACACCAGUCUCACCAGUCGGCAAUAUCGUUGACAUGCAGGGAUCUUUGAAUCAUGGAAGUAUCGAUAAAAAUGAGGAUGAAAAGAGUGAGAGCAAGAUUAAUACUAGCAAAGAUAACGCUAAAGACGGGAGCGACUGUAUCAAAGUGGAUAAUCAGGAGGCUAGUAAGAAACAGGAGGUUGAAAAAGAUGGAAGCAGUAAAGAUGGCAAGAAUGAGAUGGAAACAGUCGAAGCGAAUAGCGCACCUGAAAAUAUCAGUGUGGAAAAUAAAGUUGCAGCUUCAGAGGAAAGUAAGAGUGUGGAGAAGGAAGAUGGAGCUGUUGAUCAGAAAAUCACAGAUCAAUCCGAAUCUUCGAUCAAGCAAUCUGCCUCGGAAAAUCAAGGUGACGAAGAAAAAAGCAUCGAUUUAGCGCAAUCUCCGACUGGUAGCGUAGAAGACUUAUCAAUAGACGAAAACGUAACUAAAACAUCUAAAGCAAAAGAGUCCGAGCAAAUUGAGGAGUAUGUGAAUAGUCAGGGUGUCCGAUUUAUUCCAUUGCAGCAUCGGGCGCCGUACGGCGCGUUAUGUGUUCGUGAACUGUUUAGAUUUCUCAUUUCCUUGUGUAGCCCUCUUGACAAGCAGAACAAUGAAAUUAUGACCCAUUUGGGUCUUAGCUUAUUACAAGUAGCAUUAGAGAUUGCCGCAGACGCUCUAUCCAAUUUCUCGUCCCUACUUGCGCUCGCAAAGGACGACUUGUGUAGGAAUCUAAUCUUGCUACUCGGAACAGAUAGAUUGUCGAUUCUCGCCGUAAAUCUUCAAGUAUCAUACUUGCUGUUCGAGUCGCAAAGAGAACACCUGAAAUUUCAGUUGGAACAUUAUUUAAUUAAAUUAAUGGAAAUAGUUGUUUCUGAAUCUAACAGAAUAUCGUAUGAGCAACGGGAAUUAGCGCUUGAAGCUAUAGUAAGAUUGUGGAGAAUACCCGGCUUGCCUGCUGAGCUAUAUUUAAAUUAUGAUUGCGGACUUUACUCUACAAACUUGUACGAGGAACUCAUGAAAAUGUUUUCCAAGAACGUUUCUGUACCAAUGAUCAACGGUAUGCAUACCAUGCAAUUGAUUUCCUUGGACGCUAUAAUAAUGCUGAUCGUCGGCAUGGAUAUUCGUUGCAAAGGCUGCAAGGAAUUGUGCAAGCCAUCACGUCAUGAGGCGUCAUCAACUCUACCCACACGUGAAGAUUUACUCGCUACAAAAACGAACAAGCGGUGGUUAGUUCUUGGCACUGAAAAGUUCAACGAGAAUCCGCGGGAGGGUAUCGCGAAACUUACGGAGCACGGUCUGCUGAGUGGUACUUCAGGUCAUUCGGAUCCUGAAAAAAUUGCGAAACUCUUGAGAGAGAAUCCUGGUUUAGAUAAGAAAGCGAUCGGCGAAUACAUCAGCAAGAAAGAAAAUAAAAUCAUUCUCAAUUAUUUCGUGCAUAAUUUUGACUUGAGAAAUACUCGAAUCGAUCAAGCCUUGCGACUUUACCUAGAAUCGUUCAGGUUACCUGGGGAAGCUCCUCUUAUAUCUCUUCUACUUGAGAAAUUUGCUGACCAUUGGCAUGAAAGCAACGGUAGACCUUUCGCUUCGGCUGAUGCUGCCUUUACGUUGGCUUACGCAGUGAUCAUGUUGAAUGUCGAUCAACAUAAUUAUAAUGUGAAGAGGCAAAAUAAUCCUAUGACUGCCGAUGAAUUUAAGAGAAAUUUAAAGAAAGUUAAUGGCGAUACAGAUUUUGAUCAAGAUAUGCUCGAUGAGAUAUAUACUUCAAUUAAAGGGGAAGAAAUUGUGAUGCCAGCUGAACAAACUGGAUUAGUAAAAGAAAACUAUUUAUGGAAGGUUUUACUGAGAAGAGGCUCUGGCCCUGAAAGCAUGUACAUGAAAGUGGGCAAUUCUGGCGAAUUCAUUGAUAAGGAUUUAGCUGAAUCUGCGUGGGGUCCUAUUGUAAGUGCUCUUUGUCGAGCUUACGACAAAACGCCAGAUAUAUCAUUGCAACACAAAGUCGUUACAACAUUCCUCAGUUGUGCGGCGAUCAGCGCUUACCAUGGUAUGUGCAGCGACUUGGAUACGCUUAUAGUGAGUCUUUGCAAGUUCACGAGCCUAAUGAUUGGUGGGAAAUCCGAACAAGUAGUUUUACAUCUCGGUGGGAGCCCAAAGAAUCAAAUGGCCGCUCACACUCUCUUUAAAAUCACGCGUUCACACGGAGACGCCUUGAGGACUUCUUGGAAAAACAUUAUCGAUUGCUUGCAAUCGCUGUACGAGGCGAGAUUAUUGCCGAAAGAUCUCACGGAGGCGGAGGACUUUAUCAAUCCGUCCGGCAAAAUAUCUCUAUUUCGGGAACCGACCCCGCCCAAGUCUUCCCAGGGUGAUCAAGGAUCACUACUUUUCAAUCUUUAUUCUAUGAUCGCUAUGGAUACAUCGCGUCAGCCACAUCCCGUCGAGGCCGCACGUAAAAAGGCUAUGGAAUUUAUUGCCAGUUGUAAUCUCAGAGGCAUCAUAGAAGAAAGCAAAUUCUUUCAGAGUGAAUCGCUCAAUUCUCUCGUUGGUGCUUUGGUAUCGGUGAAUCCUAGCGAUGAGAAUAUAUCUAUAUUUCUAUUGGAGUUGUUGCUGGAAGUAACCAUACAGAAUCGUGACAGAGUAACGUGCAUUUGGCCCGUGGUUCAGAGUCAUUUGGAACGACUGUUAACUGUGGCGGCGCGCGAAAAUCAUCCUUAUUUGCUCGAGAGAGUAGCCGUGGGCAUGCUGAGAUUGGCCAUCAGGCUCUUACGCGGAGAAGAGUUCGCGUGUUUGUCCCCUCUAUUACCUCUGACCACUUUACCAUCUGCGACGACUGCACCGUUGGCUCGACAAAUUGCUUACGGUCUGUUCGAACUACUGAAAACGGGCGCCGCGAACAUCCAUAGCGCGGAAGAUUGGAAGGUGGUAUUUAGCUUGCUGGAGUGCGCGGGUGCCGGCGCGUUGGCGCCUAAGCGAUCCAAUACGGUUUUAGAUGAAACGACGAACGCCCGAGCAUCAGUCCUGGAUCCCAGACCUAUCAGCCCGGUACCGGAAUGGGUGUUGGUGUCGCCGACUGGUACCGAGGCACCGCUUCCGGUAGCUGCUGACACUAUAGUGCUGGCGCGCGAUCUACAGUCACACGACUCAGCGGCGUUCGUCAAAUGCUGCGAGAGCCUGAACUUCCUGGUGCGCGACAUGGCGCACGUAACGCCCUUUAACUUCGAUCUGUGCGUCAAUUGCGUGAGAACUUUCGCCGAGGCGGUACUACAAUGUACGGGCAAACGCAGUAGAGUAUGCAACUCUACGGAAGAAUCGGCUGGUUAUCAACAGAGUCCAGUGCAACUGUUGGAUUUGAUGCACACGCUACACACGAGAAUCGCACAGGUAUUCCGAUGGUGGGCGGAGGAAGGUAGCAUCGACGACGGUAUAUCUCUGUGGCCGCAAGCCUGGCGACCGUUACUGCAAGGUAUCGCACGACUCUGCUGCGACGCCCGUAGACCGAUACGCACGGCGGCGAUCACGUAUCUUCAGAGCACCUUGCUAGCGCAUGAUUUGGCGCAGCUGUCCGCCAUAGAGUGGUCCCAAUGUUUGGAGGAGGUACUGUUCCCGCUGUUGGCGCAAUUAUUAGGUCCGAUUGCAUCCAACGAUCCCAUCGGAGUCGAGGAGACGAGAGUCAGGGCUGCGAUGUUGCUCUCCAAAGUAUUUCUUCACCAUCUGACUCCAUUGUUAACUCUACCCGGUUUCCUGCCGCUGUGGUUAACUGUACUGGAGCUUCUGCGCGCAUACAUGCACGCCGACAAUAGCGAGCUCUUAUUCGAAGCGAUUCCCGAAUCUUUGAAGAAUAUGCUACUAGUAAUGUCAUCAGCUAAUGUUCUGGCGCCGAGUUCCAAUCUUUGGGCACCCACGUGGAGGGCGAUCGAUGCCUUUCUGCCGAAUCUGAAAACGGAGCUCUUCCCGGAACCGCCUGUCGCGGUUUUGGCGCCUCCGCAAUCGCCGUCGAAGCAGUCGUCGCAGCCGCAAGUUAUCAGUUUGGUUGGCCAACAGCAGCCAUUGUCUUUUCCGGGGCCUAUAGCGCCGCAACCAGAAAAUAUUUCCCCUCCGGUUGACGAGUGCUUUAGCGAGAACAACGCAGAUGCGAAAAUUGUGACGCAACCCCUGGAUAUUUUAAAUUCCAGCGGAGUUCCGGUCCCAGUUCCGUUAUCGACAUUGAUAUACGGUACCGAAGGGAAGGAAACGCAGCAAGUGAUCACUCUAGUUAAUCAACCGGCGCCUAGCGUAUCUAGUCCGGUCGCGGUGCAACCAACGGCUCAGAGUUUCUUUGAUAUUUGUUACUCGGCGAACUCUUCGAUUGAAAAGAACGGCACGGAUGAACGGCAGCAAUACCAGCGACAACAGGAGCAGCAACAUUUCCAUCAUCUCCAACAGCAACAACAAUCAGCUCCGCCAAGCGAAGAAGAACACAGCAAGCUGACGAAGGGCAUGGAGCAAAACGUCGGUUUGACAGACGAAAAUCGUGAUUUAAUACUUGCGAUGAAAAAAUAUGAGGAAUGGAAACAACAACAGGAGCAGCAACAGAUACUGAUGCAGCAACAGUGUACGCAGCACGCACAGUCGGCGCAGUACCAGCAUUCGACGACGGAGAAUUCCCCGUACCGCGUGGAUCCAUCUGAGACGAUGACAGUAGAUUCCACGGGGACGACGACGUUUAACUCCGCGACAUAUUUUAACGAGGAUCCGGCGACGGAUCUCCUCUUCGUCGUUACUAAUCCUUGACCACUGUAUAUUUCUUAUGUAUAAAUUGUAUUAUAUAAAAUAUUUCUACAAUGCGCGUGAUUAUAUUCCAUGUAGAACAUUAUUGAGAGUGAUUAAUUAUAGACGAGAGGGAAUAAGAGUGUAGGCGCAGAGUCAUUGUAUCUUUGGUUUGUAUAUUUGGAAAGCACUCAUUAUAUACAAAUAAUAUAUAUAUAUAUAUGUACUAUACGCGUUAUUGUUAGGAUUAUCGCGUGUUAUAUAAUCUUAGCAAUAACACCAUGAUACGAGUUGUCGGCACCACUCCUAGCACUCGAUAUGUUAUAUUCCCGUUUUUUGAUUUUUUUUUUUAGUAUCACGGAAGAAAGGAGCUUUUCGCGAACAAGUUAAACGCGUAGGCCAAAUUAUCUUGAGGAAAACGACCGAUCAGUUCCUUGCCAUUGACGUUUUAUCGACGUGUUGCACGUGUUUUAUGUAGAAUGGUGGCAAACCGCAUAAUAUCGAUUCAUACAAAUUCUCUUUAAGCAUUUACAAAUUCUACUACUACCACAGGUAAAAGAAUUCUUCUCUCAUGUUUGCAUGAACACAUGCCUUAGACACGUACAUGUUCAAUGCGAUUCGUAGAAAAUGCCGAAUUAAUUAACAAUGAUUUCAUUGAAUGAAAAUCGAGAAACCAUUGUGAUUUCAAUGUGAGUUCGAUUUCAGAAUGUUCUAAAUUUGCGAAAGACGAUCUUGCGUCGUCUGUAACGAAUAGGGUAAGAGGAAUCAUAUACGUGUAUCUGUAGUGUCGAAAAUUGAACUCUAUGAAAUUACAUCGGUUUCAUCCGUUUUUUGUAACUUCUACUUUUAAUGCAAUUCGAAUGUUUUUUCAUUCGCUCAGUAUCGCAAACCAAUCUGUACAUAUGCAAAUAAUAUAUUGAAUAAGAAGAAAUUUAUAUAUGUAUCAUGUUCGUGUCCCCGGAGCCAAAGAAUAUAUCCAAUAAAUAAA
Messenger RNA from Solenopsis invicta (red fire ant), 6559 nucleotides. It is a transcript of the gene garz, whose product is annotated as Golgi-specific brefeldin A-resistance guanine nucleotide exchange factor 1. The record is from RefSeq and is a predicted model, not a curated record. Lineage: Eukaryota; Metazoa; Arthropoda; Insecta; Hymenoptera; Formicidae. The transcript is spliced from 15 exons. Gene Ontology annotation, biological process: regulation of ARF protein signal transduction. Gene Ontology annotation, molecular function: guanyl-nucleotide exchange factor activity. Bases 1 to 5595 code for a protein of 1864 amino acids.